AACUGUAUAAGUUAAAUAUGACGGUUCUUGUUUUUAAUUAUAAUUAUUUUCUUUAAACAGUGGGAAAGUGGCUCUGUCCAUGGUAUUUCAAAAAGGGUAAUUACCAAAGUUAUCGUUGUUAUAAUUUAAUUUUUUUAAACUUGCACCGUUUUCCAAUAUUUUAUAACAUAUUUUUAUCGUACGUUUUGUUUCUCAAUCGUGAAAAUUGUGUAUUGCCUUAAAUUUGAUCGCUUUUUUUCACUCUGACAGACCGAGUCACUUUUCCUGCUGCUUAUGUAAACCAAGUGAAAUUUCAUGGUUAACCAUCAUCAACACCAACGGUCACAAAGUUUCUUUAGCCGUUUGAUACGCAAUCUUUCAUCUCAUUCACUCUCCAACUCUUCAUACCAUAAUGGAAGUUCCAAUGUCGUUGAUCACCAUUCCAGCCAUCACCGUCAAAGCCGAGAAAAAAGUAGUACUCUUCGAUCUAGUAAGAGACAUCCAAGACAUGCCUCAACUUAUGCAACUAUGCGACAUCAAUUGUCAUCAUCUCAAUCAAGCCAAGAUGUUAGUUCCAAACUUAUCAGUCCAUCUCCUUCAAUGCCACAACCAAUUGAGUCUAAACCAUUGGCCAUUUGUGGUAUCAAAAACCAUGGAAAUACUUGUUUCAUGAAUGCAAUUCUUCAAUGUUUAUCUAAUACCGAUUUAUUGGCUGAAUAUUUUGUUAUGAGCCAUUAUAAAAUUGAUUUGGUUAAACAUAAUCAAUUAAACUUGUGUAAAUACGGCUCUCAUGGUGAAGUAACCUCCCAAUGUGCCCUAGUUUUUAAAUCUCUCUGGACUAACUCUUACUCUCCUGAUAUUUCUAAUAAGUUUAAGCAUCUUGUUUCAAAACACUGUAAACAAUAUGAAGGUAGUGAUCAACAUGAUGCCCAAGAAUUUUUAUUCUUUCUAUUGGAUAUUUUCCAUGAAGACCUUAAUAUUGCAACCAAGAAAAAGUCGAAAAAGCUGAAGCAAAUACAGAAAAGUUGGAACAAACCAGACGAGCUUGUUGCUGCCGAAACAUUAGCUUAUCAUAUGCGAUGUGAUAGCAGUUUUAUUCAUGAUUUAUUUCAAGCUCAACUCUGCUCCUCUCUGGUCUGCCGAUCAUGUAACAAUUACAGCAAUACCUUUGAUCCCUAUAUGUGCCUUUCACUUCCGGUACCAAUCAAACGCACACACACUGUCAUAAUAAAUGUUUCUUAUUUGGAUGAUGUUACAAAAAUUGUGCGGAUGGUUGUUGCCAUUGAAGCUCAAGCAACUCUUCGUGAAUUGCGAGAUAAAAUUUCACGAUUGGUUAAAAUUCCUGAACGUCAGUUGGUUCUGUUGAUUAAAGAACACGAAGUUGGAUUGAAAGAAUUGAUCAAGGACAAACUUACCAUGCAUGAAAUCUUGGAAGAUGUUAAUGAAGUAGAAGUAGAAGCCAUUGAAACUCCUGCUAUUCCUGACUGGACAUCUGGAGUAUACUCUUCCAAUGGUAUACCCACCUUGACACCCUCAUCAUCUCCAAUUAACUUUGCCUCAUCUCAACCUUUGACAUUGCUUUGGGUUAAUCGGGUUGGUAUUGGUAGCGAAAGUAAAGUUUUCGGUCCAUUCUUUAGCUGCACUUUACCUCGAGAAUCAUCGUUCAAGGAAAUUCAACAUUGGCUUAUGAAAUCUAUGUCUCCAAUUUUGAGAAAAACAUGCGAUCUUGCAAUCAUCAAAGAUUCGACACUUUUCCGCCUAAAAGUUGUCGAUGGAUUACCAGGUAAAUGUUACCUUCCUGAAGAUGUUGAUCAUCCUCUCUAUAUGCCAACAGUUGAUAAGGCUUUGUCUCAUUGUGAAGAAAGUGAUUACCGAGGACCGAUCCAUUUAAAAUUAAUCAUUGAAUGGGAUCUUGAUUUGAGACAAACACUUUUAGUGGAUGAUGAUGAUAUCAUAACAAUAAUUGACGAUCCCAAUAUUGAAUUUGUUAAAGCACGUAAUGAAAUGGCUAACACGGCUUCUUUGAAAGAUUGCUUCGAAAUGUACUUCAGAGAAGAACGAUUAGGAGCUGAUAAUGCAUGGAUGUGUCCAGCUUGUAAACGGCGUCAACAAUGUAUAAAGAAGUUAUCUCUUUGGUCAACUCCAGAUAUAUUUAUAAUACAUUUAAAGCGUUUCCGUCAAGCAUCCAAUUCAUCGAGAACCAAAUUGACAACUUUAGUUUCUUUCCCACUUUCUGGCCUUGAUAUGAAUCCUUAUUUGAGCAACCGUAACAAUAAUUAUGGUGAUACUGUUGAUUUUGUCAACAAUAAUAAUUUGCGUAACUCAUCAUCUUAUCUCCCUUCACCUUGGCGCCGACCAUCUCACAGUAAAAGUUGUUCCUCUCGGUCAGAGGAUAAUGUCUACCACCUCUAUGCAGUUUGCAAUCAUCAUGGCAACAUGCAGGCAGGCCAUUAUACGGCUUACUGUCGAAAUAUUGUGGAUGGAAAGUGGUACUCAUUUGAUGAUCAAAAUGUUUCUCCAAUAUCAGAGAAAUCUGUUGUCACCUCGGAUGCGUACAUUUUAUUUUACCAAAGAUCAACUCUUUCAUUUAUCUCACCAAUAAAUUCUUGUUCAGGCUCAUCAAAUGGUUCGUCAUCAACGUACAGCACAAUCAGUUCAAACAGACCCUUCGACCAUUGGACUUAUCAUCUUUCAUCUUCAAUCUCUAAUCGACCAUCUCCAGUUUCUUGUAAUAGUCAAGAUAAUUUAUCAUCUAAUAGUCAUCCUAAUUCAGAUUCUUCAUUACAUGGAAACAAAAGCAAUCACCAAACUGUCAGCAAUUAUAACCAACCUUCUCGUGGAGCCCGAGCUUAUUCAACAUUACCCUCGAGAGGAUCAAAUGACGCAACUAAAGCUUUAUUAAAAGAUUCUCGAUCAGUUUCACCUCCGGUCAAAAGAUCUCAGAUAAAUAGUUACGAAAAAAGCAAUUCAAAAACAGCAUCUUUACCUCGGAAUAUGCAGUCUAUAAUCCCGCCACAACAAAAGCAGCUAAUACAACCAAAGAACGAUCGAAAUCAUUCAAUGAGUAAUGGACGUUUGACAUCACCAACUCACAAAGAAAUUCAUGGUAAAUAUGAGGCUAAUUCGCCUGAUCAACCUAACUGUCUGACUGAUGAGAAUCAACCUCUACGUUCUCCCCCUUUACAAGAAAACAGUAGAUACUGGACGGUCACCUCGGUUUAAAGACGAUUUAUUUUCAUGUUUCGUUGGCAUCCUAAGCUGAGGAAAUUCAAGCAACAAAGCUCUCUUUCACUCUGGUCAAUCACAUUGUGGCAAUUUAAAUUUUAUACAUUCCUUUUUGUUUUGGUGCAAUAACCACUCACCAAAGAACUGAAAGCAACUCUGGUUAUCAUUUAUCCUAUUGUUAUUGCCAACAAAGAAAAGCAUUUUUGGUCUUCAUUUUGGAUAUUACAUUAGUUUGUCUUUUUUCAAUUCAUUAACCCUUUUUUCGCUCUUUCCUUUUAUCCUUUUUAUAACAAUUGUUAUUAUUAAUUUUUAGCUGGUUUACCAUUUCGCCAAAGUAUAGUUUUGAUUUUAUGUUCUGUUAAUAUUACAAGUCAUUGUUUGAUUCAGAAAGAAAUAAUGAUGACAAGCGUUCAAAAGCUGAAACAAAACAAUGGUUCAACACCUUCAAUAUCCUAAUCGUUAUGAUCUGUCUGUGAUUUGAUGAUUCAAACAACAUUUAAAGAGUGACAACCAUAAAGGAAAAAAUUAUGGCGAAGCACACAAAAAGGCUCAAUUUUAAUUACAAUCAUAGCCAUUAUUUGGAUUAUUAUAAAUUAAUAUUUUAUACCCAGAGAUAUACCUGUUAUGCCAUGAAAGAUGCCUGUCAACCUAAUAACCCUUUUUUGAGGAAAAGAAAAGCAAAAGCAAAAACAAGUGACUUGAUCAGCAUGAAGAUCAAAAUACACUCAAGCCUUGAGAUUUUUACAAAGUGGAUCACCUAUUUUGAUGGAUUAUCCAACGUCAGAUUGAAAGAUGGACAAAGCUUCUUUUAUCAGAGAUUCAAGAUUUUAUCGAAAGCUUUAUUUAAUAAUGUUAAUGUUUAUAAUCUUCCUAAAACCUAACAGAAUAAUCAUCACGCCAUUUAAUAUCGAAUUUUUUGUCAAAUUCAAUUAAAUCGACAUUUUGAGAAAAUUUUGAAAUAUUUUACCAAAAAAACUACAUUUACCAAGAUAUUUUGCAAAACACGAUUCAAAAUUUUCUUAAUUUAAUCCAGCUUUUCAGUUAAUAUAUUUUCCAGUCUAUCAUUUCCUUAAUUUAAAUUUGCUAUUAACUGUGUUAACGUACUUACUUUAAAUUGUUCACAUUUAUAAAACAUUUAACUCUAACUUGUUAACCUUUCAUUGUUACCUAACCAAGUUAUGAUUGUUAUAACUCGUCUAAACCAACUUGUUUAUCAUGUCAAAACUGUCAUUUAAUUGUCAUUCCUUUUAUCUUACAAUUACCGAUUUCCUUUUCUUAAUUGUCUUUUAUUCAUUUUUCAUAUUCUAUUUUGUUUUUUCCUCAUAAUUUUGACUAUUACGUUCUUAUUACGUUUGUCUUUAUUUAAUUCUAUGUUCAUAUUAAUAUAUCAUUCGAGAGAUAAAAACACUGAUUUUUCACCUGACUUUCACUUUGUAUUGCUAAUCAAAGCUCAUUUUCAAUGUUAUUAUCUUAAGUCAAUGUUAUACAGUAAGAGCCAGGGUUAAGUUAACUCUUGCUCAUGUGGACCGGCCAGUCGCAACAGCUUUUAAGGUGCGUCCAACCCAUGCUAGGUGUUUUACCUACCCAUAGGCACUAAGCUUUAUCCAACUCAACUGAGGAUGGGAUAGUCGAAGGGACUUAACCCUGGGUAAGCACUACUGUAUGUCGACCUAAGUUACAAAAUUGGAGACUUUUCAUAGUCGCCCUCUAAUCAAAGUACCAAUAAGGUGGAACUUUAUUUUGUUCAGUUUUCAUUACAUUGUUUUUUGUCUCUACAAACUAAAUAGAUGGUGACACCUAAUACUAAGUGUGACCUUUUUUUGUUAACUUAACCCUGACCAUUACUGUGAUUUGUAUUAAUAUGUUGAUUGUCAAAUAAUGGCAUUUGCACUGAACACUCGCUGUCAAAUUUUUGCUACUUUUUCAAGUUUGUAACCAAAACAUUGCUAACUCAAACCAAAUUACCAUUAAAGUGCUUGAUAAUGA
Tetranychus urticae (two-spotted spider mite) is the source of this 5190-nucleotide messenger RNA. The record is from RefSeq and is a predicted model, not a curated record. Lineage: Eukaryota; Metazoa; Arthropoda; Arachnida; Trombidiformes; Tetranychidae.